AUGGGAUUAUUUCCCGACCCACCACUAACGCCGAAGUUAAAGAAACGUUUGUUUGGCGGAAGUUCUCCCCGCAAGAGUGUUCCCAGUGAAAGUGGCGCCGGCGGCGGAAGUAGCGGGGCCAGUGGCAGCGGUGGUCGCCGGAAGAACGAUGACCGGCGCAACCAGAGUGACCGGUGCGCCGCGUCGGGCAGUCUGUCGAAGUCCUCGACUCCCCAGCAAUUGUCCACCUCGUGGGAGUUUAUCCGAUCCGUGUCAGCUGACAAUCAGUACGAGGUGGAACGGGAGGGGCUGAACGAAAUCAUUGCCACCCCGCGGUAUCUGGAGUUUCUGAAGAACUACCGCGAAGAGGCGGCCGCAACGAGCGAGGCACUGGCCGUCGCCUCGCCCCGGUAUAUCGAGGUACGGAAAGGACGGAUCGUACUAGAAUCUCAGCAACAGCUGCAGCCGCAGCCAGCUGCCAGAUGCGGCCCCCCAACCUCGCUGCUAGACUGCGCCAAGACUGAUCACCUUCAUGAGCGGGAUUCGGUUCUGCGGAUCAAUCGGGCACGGGCUGCCGGAAGUCCCGUCGGGCCGCUGUCGGAUACGAAUACGCUCGACCAGGCAGCGACCCUCCCGUAUCCAGCGCCACUGCCGCCGGCUGGCAUCAUCGUCCCGCAAACCGUCCUGUUGGAUCGGUAUCCACCGCUUCCGAGGUCACCGUCUUCGCCACCGCCACCACCUCCACACCAGACCGAUGGCGGUGGGAACGGAGACGAUGGUGGCACCACCACCAGCACGGCCAGCAGCGGCAGCAGCAGUGCCGCCUCACCGCACACCUCACCACUGCGCGAGUGUGGGAAACUUGUUAGGAACACUUCCGGUUUGCUGGACUCCUCCAAGAGCACGGAAAUGCUGGAAGCUCGCAUUGCGGAACUAGAAGAGGCCUUAUUAAAGCUACAAGAACGAGUAAACCAAAGCCAAUGCAGUUCACCAACAUUAGAGAAGGAAAUUAAGGAGCAUUUGGAAGUCAUGAGCAAGGCGAUGAAGACAAAGGACCGAAAAUCGAUGCAAGUUUGUCGGGAGCACAAAACACUGCAGGUGCGCUUCCAGAAGCAGGAAAACAGUCUGCUGGCGCUGCAGAACGAGAACAAAUCGCUACACCAAAGAGUACGGCAGUACGAGACGUGCCUAGAUGACAUUAUGCGCAAGGUCGUCGAUGCACUGGUGGCCGAGGACAGCCUGCGGGAUGAGGUGGCGAUCCUGAAGGGGCGUGUGCGGGACCUCGAGGCUCAGAAUGCGGCCCUCGUGACGGCGAGCCCGGCGAAAAGUCGCGACGAAGGUUACUGCACCAUGAGCUCGGGCCAGCCCCAACCGACACCGGAAGGGCACCUGGAGGAGCUGCCCGAGGAGCCGGAGCAGUGGCUAGUGUCGGCGGAACCGUGCACGGCCGACAUGGAGGACUGGAGCAUGUCGCAGGAAGAGCUUGCCACCGCGCUGGACGAGGAGAACCACGAGUGGAUCUGGAACUCCAGCUUUCUCACGACGGCCGAAACACAGACUGAGGAUAUUACUGCCGCCCUGCUGCACGAACAGAUUGUUUACUCGGAGGACGAGGAGGUGGCGUGCACGAACUUUACUCGAGACUUUUACCGGCUAGUCAGCUUCACCUCGGGAAGUACGCGCAGUCUGCACUCUCCGCUCGGAAACGCCGGCGUCGGUGUCGGUCCUGGGCGGCAGGAGGAGGACUUGCGAACGACCGAAGAGUCGAAGGACAGCAGUAGUAGCACCGUCGACGCAACAGAUGGUGACAGCAGUGACGACAACGAAAGACUGUCUCAAAGCCCGACUCCGAGCGAAGGCGGUCGGGCGCAAGUGCUUAGUUGUUCCUCCAGUGAUUCGAGUGACGCACUGACCGAAAAGUUGCAGCUUCCGCCGUUGCCGCAGUGCAAGAGCGAAUGCGGUGACGACAUUGGCGGCACUGCGGAUGACUCCCCGACCUGCUGCCAGUCACCGACGGAACCGCAGAGCCGGUCGCUUCCCCCGACGCCGGUGCGUCGUUUCGGGAUGAAAAAGCUUGGCAGCGAUUCAAGCGGCACGACCGGCGGCAGCAGUGUUACAGCAACUGGCGGCGGGGCCAGUGGUUUAUCGAUCAAUACGGCCGAUCUGCUGCAGGAUGUGCUGAUUACGUGUCACAAUCAACUGAACAAGAAUGGUGUGCAGCAUGUAAGUUCCGCUAGCGCCGGUCGCUCGCCGAACACACCGACACCACCGAGCUGGCGGAAAAGCAUGGGCUGGCGGCGUGUGCAGAGAGGAAGCGGUGGCCACGAAACGCACAUCCCUGUGCCGAUUGCAGCGAAAGAUCGACUGAAGUCACCUCCUCCGGUGCCGAUUCGGAGGACGUCCGCUAGGUAG
Molecule: messenger RNA, 2391 nt
Organism: Anopheles cruzii
Lineage: Eukaryota; Metazoa; Arthropoda; Insecta; Diptera; Culicidae
Exons: 8
Coding region: 1-2391 (796 amino acids)
Source: RefSeq, a predicted model, not a curated record